CUUGCACGGACUGAAGUAAACCUCGGCAAAUUCAUGAUUCAUUAACGUUACGCCAUUACUCUUUUCUAAAAUGUAACGUAGCGUAUCGCGGAGGGAAAAAAACGCUCUAGUGGAAAUUUGUAACAUUUGGAAUUUCUCAUAACUAAUUCACAAUUUUUUUUUGAGGAAGCAGUUGUGCAGUCAUCUCUGGCCGGGGAGGGAAGAUUUCUGGAGCGGGAGCCUGUUUCGCAUGAGCUGCAUCAUUUUUGGAGAAGCACAGGCUCAGAGGAGGUGGAGUCAUGAGUGCACAAGAGGCACCCAUACCUGGGAAGGAGAAGUCGGAUGGUGGGAGUGCGGCCACAGAUGGUCCCUCACCAACCUUAGUCCCAAAGACUAAGAACACAACUCCACCACCGGUCACAGUAAAGAAAGAGCCUGGGACCUCAGAAACUAGUAACGGGAAAGUGGGUGAUGCCAAUCCUGCUGAGAUCUGUGUUGUCAUUGGAGGAAAUGAUGGAGGAGCCAGUGGAGGUGCAUCCCGUAGAGCUCAGACCGAGGGUAUGUUUGCCCUUGGUACUCCUCCUCCAACGAAGAGCACAGACUCAUGCAUAGGUUCCUAUGUAUGCGGGGUAUGUGGGAAGAAAUACAAAUAUUAUAACUGCUUUCAGACACACGUCAGGGCACACAGAGAAUCAGAUAGCAUGAUUGCAGAUGGUCUACCCCAGACACCAAACAUCUUGUCUCCUCACUGUAGCCGCCUUCCCAUAGGUGACAUCCUAAUACCAGAUAGCUUCCGUUACUCCUGUGACAUCUGUGGCAAGAAAUAUAAAUACUACAGCUGCUUCCAGGAGCACCGUGACCUGCAUGCAGUUGAUGACCCAUAUGAACAGGUAGUGUUGCCUGUGGAUGGCCUUAAAGAGGAGGAGCCAGUUGAACCCUACCAGAAAAUUGGACCAAAAACGGGGAGCUAUGUUUGUGAGUUUUGUGGGAAGCAGUACAAGUAUUUCAACCCAUACCAGGAGCACGUUGCUCUUCAUACACCAAUGGGCUCUUUUGAUUUGAAGACAUCACGGGUACAGGAAUGUGGUAGCAUGGAUAUGAGUAAAUUUGGCCACAGCCAAACUGGUAAGAUUAAAAACAGUCCAUUCAGGCGGAAACUGGAAGGUGCAAUUCAGUCUAGUCUGGUUGACACAAACAGUUCGCAGAAUUCAAGCGGAACUCCGAGCCCUCUGGUGGCCAGUACCUUCUCUACAACCCAGAAACCCUACACUUGUGGUGCCUGUGGCAUCCAGUUCCAGUUCUACAACAACCUGCUGGAGCAUAUGCAGUCCCAUGCUGCGGACAAUGAGAACCACACCAAAGGGGACUCUCCCAAAACCUCCUCAGCCUCCGGUCCUCAAGAGCAGAUGUGGAGAGGCUCUCAGGCUCCGGCCCAUUCCUCAGUUAAACUACAAAUCCCGCCUCAAAGUAUCUCCCAGAGAAACCACACAGUCAGCCAGAAUAACGGACUACCUGAGAAGGAACGACAGCAGGUGGCUGAACGCCUCUUACGGGUAAUGUGUUCAGAUUUAAGCAUGCUCAACGUGCUCAACAGCAAGGACUUCCUGAAGUUGGCACAGACCCUAGUGGAUACGGGUGCUCGUCAUGGUGCCUACUCCACCCGUGAUGCUUUUGGGAACAUGAGUGCCUUGGCACUGCGCCAGCUGCCCCGCAUGUACAACCAAGUCAAAGUCAAAGUCACAUGUGCUCUAGGCUCCAAUGCUUCCCUUGGUAUCGCUGUCACCUGCCACUCCCAGACAUCAGGCACAGAUGCUUGCUAUGUUCUAACAGCCUAUCAGGUGGAGGGGUCAAGACUGAAGCGCUAUGUGCUUGGGGUGAGGGAGGCUGAACUGAGGGAAGGGCCCGAGCAGGUUCACCACUGGGUGCAGAAUGUGCUAUCUGAGUUUGUGAUGUCAGACAUUCGCACAGUGUAUGUCUCAGAGCCCAAAGUGUGGGCAGCAGGAUUUGCAGGAUCCCCACUUGGUGGUGGUGGCCGGAGCAGGAUAUGCUUGCGAUGUGCGGGGUGUUCACUUGGUGCAGUUGUCCAGGCUGUUCUUGGGAAGCGUAGCCUCCAGGCUCGAGGCCUUCAUGAGUUGUCUGAGCUUCUCUCAACGUGCCGAGAUAUUGCUUCCUCCACCACGUUGUCCCUUCGUGAGGAACAGUGCACCAACACAUCCACAAGCACAACUGAGGAAGGUACACAGGGCAGCCCUGCACAAUGCCCCAACCCUCCUUGCUGGGAUCGCAUGGCUGAAGCUCUUCUGCAGGUCCAUGCCCACUUUGAACAGAUUUGUGAGGCUUAUGGACGCAGUAAGACCACAGCUCCUCUCCUCCAAGGUCUCAACAAGCAUCUGCUAGGUACGCUGGCUUGUCUGCUGGCACCUCUGCGUCUGGCAGCACUGGAGCUGAGCAGCCAGAGGAGACCAACCUUACAGCAGGUGCUGCCCGUCUACCUACGCUUGGAGAAGUUUUUCACUUCCAAAGCUGGAGAGGCUGGAACUGGCACAGCUAGCAAACUCUGCCACUACUUCCUAGAAGCACUUAAGGAAAAUUUCAAGGUUGAACGAGCCCACCAGGUAGCCAUGGUCUUGGACCCACAGCUCAAGCUGCGUUCAGUGCCAGCCUACCAGCAUGAAGAUAUAAUCUCCCGUGCAUGCGAAAUGGCUGCUGAAUCCAGGGAUGGAGGUAUGACUGGUGGUGGAGGUUCAGGUGGUGAAGAGCGUGACAAUGAUGGCCCACCAACCCCUAAAAUAAGCCGCGUAGAGGGAGGGGGAAACAACGGUGGCACCCUAAGGGGUACCUCCUCAUCUUGCACAGUGUCUGGUAAUGAUGAGAGUCAGAGCCAAGUUAGACAAGAGAUUUUUCAAUACCUGGCUGAGCCUCUUCUCCAAGGCACACCUGACCUCUUCCAGUACUGGAGCUCAGCAGUGAAUGAGAAGUUUCCCAGGCUUGCUCGCUUGGCAAUGUGGCUCCUUGCUGUGCCUGCUGUGGGCAUACGCAAUGAGUGUGCGACUGUGUGCGAGCAGAGCCUGGCUAUGAAAAGGAGGCAGCAGGUAACCACCGAGGAGAUGAACAAACUCAUUUUUCUUCGCUCCAACAUGGGCUAGGAGAGAAAGUCAACCAACCCUUAUCAACCAAACCUUCACCCCCAACCAAUGACUGAAGACUAUUAUUUAUAUACUGUAGGUUUAGAACUGUAAACUUAAAUGUGUUAAAUACUCCUCAAGAAAGAUAUUUACAGGAAACUCACAUUGUAUAUGUUGCAACACCAUAAAACAAUACGACUUAAUACAUUUAUAUGGUCCUUUCAAACAAACAGUACUUUACAAUUACUACUUUUUCCAUAUAAGAAAGAAUUGUUUGUAAAGUACUGUAGACAAAAUGUAGGGGUGGAAUGGUAUCUCAAAAGAUUGUCGUGUUUGGUACGCAACCCUCGGUUUGGGACGCACAUGUAAGCAGGAUCAGUCUUAUCAUGGCCAGUGACUUGAAUUACUCCAGCCUAAUGACUAUACUGCUAAAAGGCUGCAAUGCUGUUAUUCUCACUGAAUGGCAACAUUUUCAGGUAAAGUCAUAUUUUCAAUUAUCUACUAAAUAUGACUGUUCUCAUGACGCUCCUACAGUUAAUCAGUAAUGGUAAAUUAUUUUGUGUUCGUGAAAUCAGCGGUAUUUUCUCAGGAAUGAGUGCACCCAAGCAGGCGCCGCUACGUUUUCCCUUUACUGUACUGAAACCAUGUCAAACUUUGACCUCAAAACCGAGGUAUGUACCAAACUGUGACUUUUGUGAACAUUCCACCCCAAAUGCAUUUAGUGCCAUUUGCAACAAACAAACCCUCACCCUGAUCCAUUUUUUAUUUUUUCCCCAGCAUAAAGCAAAUUCUGCCAGUACAUUCGCUAAGGUCCACACAUGCUUACUAAUAAAGUUAUUUAUUUAUUUUAUGGAUUCUAGUAUACAUUUACACAAGCAAAUGCCUCUUGUAAUGACUUGGAUGAAUCACAGUUAUACUGUAAAUUUGUUUGUUGCCUUUGGUACUAAUUAGUACUAGUUUGUCAUUUCUGUCUUUGGGCCUUAAGUCUCUUUCAUGCAACCACCUUAAACCCUUGAGUCAGAACCAACACCAUGCCUUUUUAUUGCUGUUAAAUGGCCUUCUUUUCACCAUGCUUUCUAAAGCUUGUAGUUUGAUUUUUCACUCCUGUAGACCCCAGGGACCUCUGGCUGAUGGUUUGAAACAGUGUCCUCUAGUGGGCAAACCUCGAGAAAUCUCCAUCAUAAACAACUGGUAUUUUACAAGUGCUUUAUUCCUAAAUUCAAGUCACCUCUUGGGUAUAAACAGGUCAGGAAUUAUUUCAACAAUAACACAGCCAAGCACAAGUAUCCACUGUAUUAAACUAUACUGAAAACCUAUACUCAGUAGGUCAACUCUUCGUUAGGUUCAUACCAUAGCAGCAAAAUGGAUCAAUACUGAUAUUGUGGUAUGAGACUUCCAUUUGGAUUUUAUUUAUCUUAACUUUUUUGAUUUGGCUCCUCCACAUGAAUCAAAGGCUACAUCAUACUCUUUCAAUCAUAUUUAAAAAUAUACAUAAAUGGUCAUAAUUAAAAAUGUCAACUGUAAAAAGAAACAUAUUUUUAUUUUUAAUGUUUCCCAACUUUAGACCCCAGUACAACUUAAGGUACAGUCACAUUACACUUGAAUGAAUAUUCACUUAGUCUCCCAUUCAUUUUUGAUUGAAUUUGACAAAUUCAAACAUCCAUUUCCUGUUUCAAUAUGAACUCCAUGGGUCAGAGUUCACUUUUGUUCAACUUUUACCUCACAGAUGUGCACAGAUCACCGAUUAUGAACUAAACUUGGAGCCAUGUGGCACCGCAUUCUUUUUUGCAACACCAGAUUAAAAACUGCUGCAUCUCCCUUAUAGACAGUUUACAUUUAGUGGUCGCUCUGAUCAACAUUUAUUUAUAACCCAGGUUGGAAUUGUGACAUGUCCUUUUUUGAGGCUGAGUGCAGGGCAAUUUUGUUAAAUGUGACUGUACCUUUUAGUUUCUAAGGACACAGGAAGUAGGAAGUCAUUACACUGCACAUGGGGAAUUAUAGGGCAUUUGAGUGAAUGGGCUGGAAAGUGUAAAGCCAAAAACAGACAGGUCUCCCUAAAAUGCUAAUUGUUUUAGUCCGCCUGAAUGCAGUUGUGUAAGUUUUAAGUUAUAUAAGAACAUUUGUCAGCUUUUAUUAUAAAUGCAUUAAAGGUUGAAAAUUCUUGAAUUAUGUAUGUCAAAGGUGAAUGGCUCUUGCAAACUACAUUUCUUUUGAUAGACUGUUGCCCUUCUUACCUCAUUUACAGCUUUGAUUUAGUGUUUCAUAAAUGCAUUUCUCUUCUUUAAAGGUCCCAUGGCAUGAAAAUUUCACUUUGAGUUUUUUGUAACAUUAAUAUGAGUUAUGUAUGAGUAGAAAUGGCGUUAAGUGUAAACCGAGCCCUGGGUAUCCUGCUCUGCCUUUUGAAAGUGGAAAAAAGCUCCUUAUGAGGUCAUAAGGAGCAAGGUUACCUCCCCUUUCUAUGCUUUGCCUGCCCAGAGAAUUUGGUCCACCCAUGAGAGAGAGACUUAAUGGCUUUCAAACCAGCAAAUUGGCAGUUGGUGAAGGCCACACCCCAACCCUCCACUCCGGCCCCCCCCUACCCCAGACUCAGAAACAGACUCAGAAAUGGCACAUACUAAGGAAAGCUCAUUGUGAGACUGGCUCUAGUGGCUGUAAUUCUGCCACUAGAGCCACUAAUUCUGCACCAAGGCUGAAUUUUGGGAAAGAGACUUCAGAUAUGGUAUUUGGGGACCACUAAGGCCUGUAUAAAAGCCUCCAAAAAGCACCAUGUCAUAGGACCUUUAAGAGCAACUUAACACCCAGCUGAAAAGCACUGUUUUGCUGCCCUCUCUGGUUGAAGGUAGCCUGUUUCACCAUUAGUAGUAGAUGGAUGUGGUCAGAAACGUGUUCUGUUGCUCCUGUAACCCCACCCAACAGUGAUGCCGUGGGGUCUUGGGAGUACACGUAGAUCACUGCAGCCAAAAAAAAUCACUGCAGCCAGGUGAGAACUUAAACCACAAGAGAUCAGCAAAGAGGAUAUUUUCAGGAAGUGUUCGGUCACUCUGUACUGGUUUCUUAACUGAUUGUUUUCAUGCAUUAAGAUUCUUGAAAGGAAUUAUGUCAUUCGCAUUUCAACAUUUUUUUUAUUUUCUCUUCUGUAAGGCUUGGAGUAUGAUUUGAUUCAGUGUAACCAAGAAAUACAUAAUUUCAUCGUGAUAAUAUACUGGAUACAUUUAUAUUUUGGUUAAAAAAAGAAGAUUGCUGUAAAUUAUAUUUUAAAUUUAAUUUUUUUUUAAAUUACCAAUCCAAUGUUUUACCUCAGUACUCAGAAGGUAAUAUUGUAAUUUAUAGAUUGGAAAUCAAAAAUGUAGCUUUGGUCUAAGAUAUAGUGAAAAUACUGUACAUUGGUUUGCGGUUUUAGCAGUGCUCCUCGAAUGAACUGAUGAAGGGAUUUUUCUUACAGUUUUUAGUUUUUAAGUAUUUCAAAUAGGAUAUGCUCUGGGACAAAAUGCCAUUGUUGACAAAAUGAUGUCAACUUAAUUUAACUUAGAAAUAGCAUUCAUUUUGUUGAUUAAAUGGGAAUUAUAUCUAAGAUAUGCAUGCUUUUAAUAAGAGUACUGAUAUAUAAAGUUAAAGCCAACAUGAUUCACUUCCAUCGGAUGAGAAACACUGACUUAUGAGUAGACAUUACCUUAAGACACUCAUCUGGAGUCAGAUAAGCAACCUUUGGAGGAGGGAGUGGCGAUGCUAUUUAUGGGUUGGUAUUGAUGGCUUGACAGCAUCCAUUUUCACAGGAUGUGUUAUGUAUGUUUAAGAGAACUGCUGUUUUUAUGCCACAAGGGGGAGCCUUCAUUUCAGAGACACAGUAGGAAACACCAAUAACAUACCUCUAUUUUCUACAGUAGCAUUUAAAAGGAUUUUGAUAUAGAAAACUCAACUUCGAUACUGUUAUUAGAAAAUUUAGAUCAACUAAGUUUUAUUUUGUUUCAGGAUUUUAACUUAUUCAGAUAAUGUAAAAUAUGGUGUAAGAAUGCAAACAUGGAGAUCUUUUCUGUUUUAACUGUGGAUUACAGUAUACAUUAUCAAUUCAGGUUAAGAAACUAGUGUUGCUUUCAUCCUGUUUUAAAGGCAUUUCUUCCUUUUAUACUCUGCUAAAAUGCAAAAAUAAAUAGGUUUGAUUCUAUUAAUUUAGUCUUUUUUUAUUGCACUCUGGCAGCAGAUUCCUGUGUAGCUUUAGAUCUAAGUUGUCCUAUUAGUAAGCCUAAUUUAUACUUUUGUAGCAACACUAUUUUUAUAUAAUGGCAAAGAAAGGGUUCAGUGUCUUUUUCUUUUGUUUUUCUUGUGUCAUAUGUGGCAGCGCUGUUCAAUGUUUCUUAAAUACAUUACCCACUGUAGUAUGUGAUGUGUGAAUAAACUCCAAAUGUGUCAA
Molecule: messenger RNA, 7512 nt
Organism: Etheostoma spectabile (orangethroat darter)
Lineage: Eukaryota; Metazoa; Chordata; Actinopteri; Perciformes; Percidae
Gene: znf618
Product: zinc finger protein 618
Exons: 16
Coding region: 279-3125 (948 amino acids)
Molecular function (GO): protein dimerization activity
Source: RefSeq, a predicted model, not a curated record